Molecule: messenger RNA, 2571 nt
Organism: Bemisia tabaci
Lineage: Eukaryota; Metazoa; Arthropoda; Insecta; Hemiptera; Aleyrodidae
Source: RefSeq, a predicted model, not a curated record
UCGCGUCCGGUCGGAGUAACUCUCCCGUGGUACCAAGUGAUUUUCCUUUAAUUGAAAGUUCUAAGACUCUUAGAACUCUUCGAAUGUGUCUCGUUACCUCGUCUGUUGUGCGAAAACUCUUUGGUGUAUGUUAAAUCGAUCGUGUGAAGUAAUUAGCCUCUUGAAUUGAGUCCUUCAUCGUCGAAGUAGGCACCUCGUGCUCGGCGUUUGAGCAAAUUGAUUGCCAAUGGACCCUCACAACUUCCAUCGAUUCUCGUAGUUUCACAUGAUUUUCUUGUUUCCGGCGUUUAUUUUGGCAGUGUGUCUCGGUACGUCGUGUGUUUCGCGUAAAUUCUUCGGCGAUGUAAGCGUACAUAUACAAACUAUCGUGUGUGUUCGGUAAUUUGUCACAUGGAUUGGACAAUGGCCGUCGCUGAGAGGCCUUGUGUUUCACGAAAUUCAUUGCCGAAAUCGUGUCCGGCGUUUGAGGGAAUUGAACCCCGAAACUUUCAUCGAAUUUCGUCGUUUCCAAUGUUUCGAGUUGACAUCUAUGUGAACUUCUCCAUUUCACCAUGAACUUACCCGCGCGCGUUUUCCGUUUUCUUCACUGUCCAGCCUCCAGCGACCUGUUGUGCGGCGACAUUUCGGGAGUCCGAGUGAUUUCGUCCCUCGUGUGUCGGUGUGUGUGCGUGUGUGUUUCCGAGCAAUCCAGCAUAUUAUCGGCUUCGCGUUUUGAGUGUCUGCGUCUCCUUCUCACUCUACUUCGAUUAAUUUCGUGCCUAUCAUUCGGAGGAGUCUCAUAUAUCCUGGUCACUCUUAGCUCCCUUUGAUGCGUAUGUAUUUCGGCGUUGGUCUGGAUUCAGGCCUACAACCUUUUUGUGGGCAAGUUUUUAGUGCGCAGUGCGGUUCCAGUGAUAGUGUCCUUUGUGACAAUGCUGCCAACUUACGAAUUUCCCACUGGUCCUGUCGUGAGUGCUUUCAGCUUGGCGUCGGGCAAUUGGAUAACUCUCUUCUGCUGAUCCUGCAUGACGAGUUUUAUCAUCUGGAGACGUUCACCGUCAAAAUUUGCCUCUCCAGAUAUAAGGUAAGUUGCCUUGAAACAUUCGAAAUCGGCAUGCAUACCCCUUCUACUCAAUUCUGGUCCAUUGUCUCGAGAGAGCCGGGGUUUUCUUUUAAUUUGACUGAUAAGUUGGCACAUUUCAGUCCAGCUGGCAACGCUCAGGUAGCUGAAGUCUCACAGGUGCGCGGUAACAUGCCGUCUCUCUCAUAAUCUCAACACUUCAACCGAGGUGAUGAAGGACCCCGCCUUCUUUUAAACCACCGACUGCAAACAGAUGCAUUCUGUAAAUGCAAGCCCUGCAAUUGGUGGGCGUGACUUCCUCGGCCUAAGCCAAUGAAGGCUUUCAAUUAUGCACCUUCCUUGAACAUGCAGUCGGAAUUCGAAACAUCGCAAACGCUGUCACGAGUUGUUAUGACCUAGGCCUUCUUCCAUAACUUUUGAUGGUGAAUAUUCUCAUAAAUUUUCACCUCACAUUGUUAAAAAUGUCAGGCAAUAUUUGCACCUCAAAAUCCCAGGCAGCUGGUACCGAGAUUUUUAGUCCCAGCCAUCGAGAAUCGACAGUAUUGUCAAAAGUUUGGCACAGUGGUCAAAAUUUCGGCAGUUUCACUGAAACUUGGUAGCCGACUCAAGAAUCUCGGUUUCAACUACGGAGCUUUUUAGGUCAGAUAUUGUCGCCAAAGGUUUUUUAAGCACUCGACCGGUAGGGAUGAGGUGUUCUCAUUCAGCUCAAAUAAUUUCAAGGCACAGACUAUACAGCUCCGCAAAGGAACGCGAAAUACCACAUUAUUUGAAAAAUUAGGGAAUCAUUAUUUGAGCUACCUUUAUUCAUAUUUAAUUAAAAAAAAGAAAAAAAAACCUCUAACCGAAGAUGACGAAACGGAAAUCCCACCAAUAUUAGCGUUUCUUUUUCGCACGAAGCGAAACCUUUGAUUAAAAUAUAACCGAACUUAAUUGAUCUGUGACCACUGAACAUUCCGAUUCAGGUGACUAAUCUUUUCUGGUUUUAGAAAUCGAAUUUUAAUUCAACUGAUCAAAAAUGUUGAUAGCUGCAGUCAGAAUCACAGGAUUCUUGUACUUUUUUCCACUAAAUCAUUUAAUGAUCGAAACCUUUAGUGGGUCAUUCCGUUGUUCUACGAAUGAAAUAACUUUAAUACAUUUCAAUGGUGCCCAAUAUACCACUCGUGAAUGAAAUUCAUACUGAAAAAUGUUCCAAAUGCCAUUCUGAAAAUUUUACUAUUUUUCCCUGAUUAUAUUAAAAAAUCAGUAGACUUUCGGAUAGAAUUUUCUCAGUCGAAUUUUUGCGAAUAAUAAAUUUGUUCGACUCAAUUUUGCAACUUUAGGAUGGAGUUACGUUUCUUUUGCAUAUAGGCAACGACAGCAAGAAUGACGGUUGUUUUAAAGAAAGCUUUUAUUGUUCUCUCUUUCUUUAAAUUUGUUUCCUUUUUCUUAACAAACAUUGUGAUCUAAUAACAGAGUUGUUAAUGACGAUAGACGCUGUAGCACCACUUUAAAAUAAAUGUAUAUUACUACUA